Poeciliopsis prolifica (blackstripe livebearer) is the source of this 7627-nucleotide messenger RNA. Its product is annotated as kinesin-like protein KIF26A. Gene Ontology annotation, molecular function: microtubule motor activity; microtubule binding; ATP binding. Gene Ontology annotation, biological process: microtubule-based movement. The record is from RefSeq and is a predicted model, not a curated record. Lineage: Eukaryota; Metazoa; Chordata; Actinopteri; Cyprinodontiformes; Poeciliidae.
GAAGAGAAGGAGGAAGAGGAGGAGGAGGAAGAGGAGGAGGAAGGCUGCAGCUUCUCCCGUGUUUCCCGGCAACAACAGGAGCCAGAAUCAGGAAUCCACCCGCUUUAUUUCCUCCUCUUGUUCCAGUCCUUCAUCCUCCUUCGCUGCUGUCCUUUCAUCCCUCUCUCUCCUGGAGUUACAGGAGGAGGAGGAGGAGGAGGAAGGUGGGAGGGGUUGAGCGGAGCAGCAUUGCGAUACAGACUGCAGGAACAGACUGAGGAGCUACAGGAGGGGAGAGGAGACAGCAGGAGGAAACGAGAGAAACCAGAGAAUGAAGAGAAGAAGGAAACGAGGAGAAACCGAAGGAUGAGAGGAGAAACAUCCAGGAGGGACGAGGAGGAGAGAUCAGAGAGGAGCUGGAUGGAGAGGAGCGUCGACUGCAGGAGCAGAUGAAGACAUCGAGUUUACAGGUGGAGGAGGAGAGAGGGGAACGUCUGCAGCUGUUCCCUGAAAGUUCCCUUUGAUCCGCCCGGCGGCAGACUGGGAUGAGACAGGAGGACAGACUGGGAUGAGACAGGAGGACCAGAGGACAGAUGGACUGGGGAACCUGUCUCUGUCUCUGCACAGAAAGGACAGGUGAAGUUGCUGUUCCUGAACUAGUUUCUGUCUUUUCUGCUGAAUUUUCCGAACACUUUGAAAACUUUCCCACAUUUUGUCUUUGAAUGGGACGAAAUGAACCAGUUUGAGCUGCUGGACUCAUACUGGGAUCAGAAAAACCAUCAAUAAAAUGAUGUCAAUAAAAACUGAUGGUUUCAUCCAAAGAGAAACUUUCUGAAGACUCGUUGAUGAGCUGAUCCAGUUUGCUUGAUGUCUGAGAGGAGAAGACGGAUCGAUGGACAGACGGAUCGGUGGACAGACGGAUCGGUGGACAGACGGAUCGGUGGACAGACGCUGCGUCCGGCUGCAGGACGUUUUCCCGUCUCUGGAGGGAAGAACGUCUCCAGUCCUCCAGCUGAUGGACGGACAACAGGAACUUUGCUCCAAGCCCUGAUGAAGUUCAGGAUCCAGAUGUAAAAACUGACGGAUUCUCUGGAGCAGAAAGUUCCAGAUUUGAUGUUUGAAUAAAACUGGAAAAACAGUAAAUUGUUCCUGGGAAGAAUGAAACAUGGGUCUGGAUGCAGGUUCAUGGACCACGAAGUCUUGUGGGGAUUUUCUCCUGGUCCAGUUUGACCAGUAAAGGAGCCCAGUUGGUUCCAGUCUUCCUCCUUCAGUUUGGAUUUUCUUCUCACUCGGAGUGAAUCUGCCUUUUCAAGAUGCAUCAGGAUGAAAACCAGUUUGGACGAUAAUGGACCGGAAGGACCUGGCGGCUCAGAAGCUCAGUUUGUCCCACAGGAGGAAGUCCCAGUCGGGCCCGGCGGCGCCGACCGAGGCUCCGCCGCCCGGGGCCACGCCGCUGUUCACCGGAGGCUUCAGCGGGGCCCUGCAGCUGUCGCCGCCCGCCGUCCCGCCAUGCCUCCUACGGGCCGGGUCAAAGGUCAAGGACACGCCCGGCAUGGGGAAGGUUCGGGUCAUGGUCCGCAUCAGUUCGGUGAACAGCAGCGACUCGGAGUCCACUUCCUUCCUGAAGGUGGACGGCAGGAAGAAGCAGCUGACUCUGAUCGAGACGCCGAGCGGCGGGAACUCUGCGUCCGGUCAGAGACGACCCGCCGCGCCGAAGACCUUCACCUUCGACGCCAUCUUCACGCAGGACGCGUCACAGGCUGAGGUUUGUUCUGGGACCGUGUCAGAGGUCAUCCAGUCGGUGGUGAACGGGGCCGACGGCUGCAUCUUCUGCUACGGACACGCCAACCUGGGGAAGACGUACACCAUGAUUGGCCGGGACUGUUCCACCCAGAGCCUGGGCGUGGCGCCCACCGCCAUCUCCUGGCUCUUCAAGCUCAUCGAGGAGCGCAGGGAGAAGAGCGGCGCUCGUUUCUCCGUCGGAGUUUCGGCGGUGGAGAUCUCCGGCCAGGAGGAGGCGCUCUCCGACCUGCUGGCUGACCUCUCUGCCUCGGCAGGGAGCCAAGCGGAGGCCCCGGGGCCGGCCGUGUCUCUGCGGGAGGAUCCUGUCUGCGGCUCCCAGCUGCAGAACCAGACGGAGCUGCGUGCGACCAGCGCCGAGCGCGCCGCCUACUUCCUGGACGCCGCUCUGGCGGAGAGGAGGAGCAGCCGGAUGCCGAACGACCAGGACGCCCGGAGGAACUCCCACUUCCUGUUCACGCUCCACCUCUACCAGGAGAGGGCAGACAAGAGCAACAGGGCAACAGUGUCGGGCCGGAGUCGUCUCCACCUGCUGGACCUGGGCAGCUGUGAGACGGACAUCAGCCGGACCAGGGAGGGCGGCGCGGCUCAGUGUCUGUCCCUGUCCGCUCUGGGGAACGUCGUCCUGGCGCUGUCCAACGGGGCCAAGCACGUCCCCUACAGAGACAGCAAGCUCACCAUGCUGCUCAGCGAGUCUCUGGGUAACAUCAACUGUCGAACCACCAUGAUCGCCCACAUCUCGGACUCGCCGGCCAACUUCAUGGAGACGCUGACCACGGUGCAGCUGGCGUCCCGCAUCCACCGCAUGAGGAAGAAGAAAUCCAAAUACGCCUCCAGCUCUUCCGGAGGCGACAGUUCCUGUGAGGAAGGUCCAUCCCGUCGGCCUCCUCACGUUCAGCCUUUCUACCCCCGGAUCGUGGCUCUGGAUCCUGACAUACCCCUGCUGCUCUCCAGCGAUCCUGACUAUUCCUCCAGCAGCGAACAGUCCUGCGACACCGUUAUCUACGUCGGUCCUGGUGGAACGGCCAUAUCUGACCGAGAGUUGAGCGACAACGAGGGCCCGCCUUCCUUUGUCCCCAUCAUUCCCUCCCUGAACAAGAAGCGAACCAAAGAUUCUCCCCGUUCAGACGGAGAUCACUUUAAAUGCAACACAUUCGCAGAGCUGCAGGAGAGGCUCGAUUGUAUCGAUGGCAGUGAAGCUCCAAACGCUUUAAGCACAGAGAGCAGAGCAACAGAACCAAUGAAGAAUCAAACUGGACCAGAAUCUGAUGAGAAUUCCUCUCUAAAUAUAACCGGACCAGACUCCAGACUCCCUUCGGUUGGAAGCCCAGUGGAAUCCUCCAAAAGGACCAGUGCAGAUGGAGAGAAACGCUCCGGUUCCCUCAUUCAGCCAUGUUCGGUACAGUCCAGUGAGCCUUGCUCAUCAGAUCCAGAGCCUGUGGUAAGAGAGAAGGUGAGAGGAGCUACAACCGGACCAUCACCUCCUCAGUCGUUACCCCAGAGGCCCAUAACAGCAUUUGACUCAGGGGAAGCUCUCAGCAGGAUUCCCCCAGUGGGUAUGAGUGAUCAAGCACCAAGACAAAGCCAACCCUUGGAGUUGCCAGACAGGGAAAGGUCCCAUCACUCCACAGCUAAUGCCGUGGAAGUCAGCGGCCUUCGAGCGGCUUUGUUAGGAAGAUGCCUGGACAGAGACUUGCUCAGGACCACCAUCACGCUCCAGCAGCCCGUGGAGCUGAACGGGGAGGACGAGCUGGUGUUCACCGUCAUAGAGGAGCUUCCUAUCGGCCUCGUCCCGGACAAUGGCCGCCCCGCCAACCUGCUCAGCUUCAACCCAGAGUGUUCGCUGCAGGCCUUGGCUGCAGGUUCCCGUCCAGUCAGCAUCAUCAGUAGCAUCAAUGAUGAGUAUGACAUUUACACAACUCUGCAUGGAGUAACGGGAUCAGGCUGCCAUUCCUCUGCAGGAUUAAGACCCGCUGAGAGAGAAGACAGUACAGCAGCAAACAGGUUUUUCCUGAGAGAUGAGAGUACAGCAGCAGAGAGCGCGUCCAUCCUGACUUCACCAGGUAUAUACCAUCGACAGCCUUUUCUGCAGCAUGGCUUGAAGAGUUCGUUGAAUGACAGUGGCAUUUGUUUCUCGGAGCUGGACAGUGAUCCCGCCACACCCAACAAACCAUCAUUUACCAAGGACUCUGGUUUCCCUGAUGCCACCAAAGCUACACCUAAAGGAUCCUCUAAGGUGAGAGCCUUUAGCACUCCCACUUUGUCUCCCCACCACACCCACCACUACAGUCUUCCCAGGAAAACCAAGCCUACCUCUUCUUCAGCCGUAGGCAACAGCACACAAGAGAACUUGUUGUUUCAGGGAAGCACCUUCAUUGAUCCAAGAGAGGUUGAGUUUCUCUCUGCUGGCAAGCCAACGAGAAGUAGCACAGCUAGCAUCUCCCCCAAAAGGUCUGGAGGAAACAGCAACAGUGUUCCUCGAUCUCCGAAGACACAAAUGUCUUCCACAGCUCAGAGAGUCAUUGAUGGCUGCGAGAAGCCCAUCAGCAGAAGAGGAGAUACUCUCAUCAAGCUGCCGCGGCUCACGCGAGGGGCAACAACUCUGGGAACGGUUUCCACUUCACACAGCUCUGAAACAAAAUGUGGUCAAGAAGCUGCCAGUGUGACAGGGAUGCCCAGGUUUUCAUCACUGGGGAAGAAGUCAAAUGGGCAGAAAAGCAGCAUGAUCUCUAAGGCCGGCUCUGGAAACGUCUCUCCUCCUACGCUACUCAUCAGACAGUCCAGCCAAGAACAGAAGACAAGGUUUCCAAGUGCCUUAAAACCGAGCAGUGACAGUGGGAGGUUUGCUUUCCCUAAAAGCUUAACCUCAGAGGAGGAGUUCACCUUCAGGCACCGAGCAGAUUCAUUCAGUCACAACACGUCUAGUUCAAAAAUCGAUCACAGUUCUGCCAGAACGUCUUCCAGCCUGAAGACACGAGGAGCCAAAGCAGAUUCUCACAGGUUCUAUGGGAGCUUGAGAUCUCUGGAGAGAGGAGACAGUCCAACCUCGACUCUGCUGAAACCGGAAGCGUUCAGAGAUGCUAAUGGUGCUGCAGGGAGUAGCUGCAAAUCCAGCAGAUCUGUACCAAGACUUGGCCUUCCGCCUUUAAACAUUCCCUGCUCCUCCCAAGCCUCUCCUACUUUUCCUUCUGCAUCCAGUAAAUUAUUGCAGGUCAGAGGCAAUGGCAACUCCCGUGUUGCUGGUUCUGCUGGACCGAAGGUUCGAACAUCGUCAACCAGCAGCUCUAAAAGCCUGAGUUCCCCUCCUGGACCCAACGCCAGCCUACCGCCAACAGGCAGGCCUCCUGCCAGAGCUGGAGCCGGAGUUAAGACGGGAAGAGGCACCAUCAUGGGAACCCAGCAGGUCAUCAGCAGGGCAGCUAACAGCCGGGUCAGCGAGCUCGGCGCUGCUCAGAAACAACUCACCAGGGGGACCGGAGGAAGCACCGACAGCGGGACGACGGGCGUCAGCACGCUGCUGCCUUCGCCCUACAGCAAGAUCACAGCACCCCGGAGGCCGCAGCGCUACAGCAGCGGACACGGCAGCGACAACAGCAGCAUCCUCAGCGGGGAGCUGCCCCCCGCCAUGGGCCGCACCGCCUUGUUUUACCACAGCGGGGGCAGCAGCGGCUACGAGAGCAUGAUCCGAGACAGCGAGACGACGGGCAGCACGUCAUCAGCCCACGACUCCAUGAGUGAGAGCGGAGCGUCCAACCGAGGCAGGGUGUCCAAAUCGCCCAAGAAGAGAGGAAACGGCGGCUUCCUGCGGCGCCGGCUGAUCCCCGCUCCACUGCCCGACGCCUCCGCUCUGGGCAGGAAGGUCGGAGGUCAGUGGGUGGACCUGCCGCCGCUGGGCGGCGCCCUGAAGGAGCCGUUUGAGAUCAAGGUGUACGAGAUCGACGACGUGGAGCGGCUGCAGAGGAAGGAGGAGACGGGGUCAGAGGUCCUGCUCCAGCGGCUGCAGGCGUUGAGCCGCCGCCAUGCGGCGCUGCAGGCGGAGCUGCAGGAGGCGAAGCUCCACCUGAUGCUCCAUCCCAGCAGGUGGAGCUCAGAUUUCGACGUGGACCAGAACCUGGACCGGGAGUCGCAGGAGUACCCGGAGGCUCUGGCUCGGGCCACGGCGGCGCUGCAGCGCCGCGUCAACCUGUGCAAGGCCCGCGUCAUGAUGGAGACCUGCUUCGACGUCACCGUCACCACGGCGACCAGCGCCGCCGCGCCGCAGGACGGCCGCCACAGGGUGUAGGCGCCAUGGAAACGGAAACAAGAUGGAAGCUUUUGGAAGUGCCUUUCUACUGCAUUUACUGUUGAUUUGAUUAUUUCAUUCUUUAUUUGUCAUAUUUUGUAUUUAUUCUGGUUUUAACGGUGCUAAGAGAUCAAACCAGUUUAGGUAGAAAAAGGAAGAAUAUAGAAAAUCGAGCUCAGAUUUGUUUCUGCUGGUUGUUUUAUUGACACGUUUUUACACAAAUUGUUGAUAUUUUUGACGGUUCUGUCAGAGUCCAGAGAGCCGAGCGGCUGCAGAGCUGCAGACGGACCUGCAGACCCGAGUCCGGUUCUGGAGAGACGUGAGCUGCUGUCUGGACAGUUACACUGUAAAAACAGAUAUAACUUGAUUUAAUCACUUUUCACAGAGAAAAAAUGUUAGUGUCAAAUUUUCAGUCAUAAUUUUACUAUAUUCUUCUCAUAUUUAUUGAUGUCAAAAUGCAAACUAAAUAUUUAGUUAGUUCCAAAAUAAAUGUUUAUGUCUGAGCCAAAUAUGUAUCUAUUUAUUUACAACAGACAAUAAAAUAUAAAAAGAGCAAAUAAAUAAAUAAAUAAAUUUAAUAUUUAUUUUGCUAACUAAACAUUUUUUACCCUAAAGCCCAGCUUUUAUUUUGGUAUCAGCAGGCUACUUUCAAAAGCUAAACAUUUAGCUUGGACCUAAAUAUUUGAUUAGGAGCUAAAUAUUCUGCUACCAACCCAAAUAUUUAGUUAGCAACUUAAAUAUUUAAUUAGCAACUUAAAUAUGUAAUUAGUAAGCUAAAUAUUUAAUUAGUAAGAUAAAUAUUUAGGUCUGAGCUAAAUAUUUAAUUUGGAAGUAAAAUUUUGGAAAUAAAAAUUUAGUUAUCAAAUUCAAUAUUUGAUAACUUAAAUUCUUAGUUCAGGAAAUGAAAACUAAAUAUUUAGCAACAAAUUAAAUAUUUAUUUUGCUAACUAAACUAAAUAUUUAGUUAGCAAAAUAAACAUUUAGCUCAGACUUAAACAUUUGAUCUUUGAAGAUUAACGCUCUUAUUUCUUCCUUGACAGACUAAAGAAAACAAAUUAUUUCUGUUAAUUCUCUGACGGCGCCCCCUGCAGGUCUGCAGCUUCAGUUGCUUCUCUGAAUCAGAAUCGAUCCGUUUGGUUGCUCUGUUGCCUCUGAAUGUUGCAGGUUGCUGUAAAUACUGUUUGUUUCUUGUUGCUGCUCCUCCUCGUUGCUUUGCAGCGUUUCGUUUUCACCGAGUGGAAAAUGUUCAUUAAGACGUUGAAUUUCACAACCAGGAUGAAAACAUUUUAUUCUCAUUUUUCAUAUUUUUAUCUUUAUGCAUUCAAACUUUCUCAGGCUCUUUUUAACGUUGCUGCAUGAAUUUCUUUCUCCUCUUUUAUAAUCUUGUGUUUUUAGGACGUUUCUCUGCCUGUUUUUAUGCCUUCUUUCAAUAAUGUGUUUUUUCUUUUUGUUUUUCUACUGUACAGUUUUUUAAUAAUUUCUAAUGAUGUGUUUGAAACAUUGAAAAGUUAAAGGUGAGUCGACCAUUCACAUCCAGCAGAAUAAAAAUAGAAGUUUGUUCAGACA